Molecule: messenger RNA, 753 nt
Organism: Prunus avium (sweet cherry)
Lineage: Eukaryota; Viridiplantae; Streptophyta; Magnoliopsida; Rosales; Rosaceae
Product: 2-hydroxy-palmitic acid dioxygenase mpo1-like
Biological process (GO): sphingoid catabolic process
Cellular component (GO): endoplasmic reticulum
Source: RefSeq, a predicted model, not a curated record
AGGCACUUUGCCUUUUAUGGAGCAUAUCACAGCAACCCAGUUAACAUUUUGAUACACACUUUCUUUGUGUGGCCAUUAUUCUUCACUGCUGCUGUUCUUCUCCAUUUCACACCUUCUCUCUACAGUUUCCCAUCUGGGUUUAGUGAACAUUGUCUUGAAUUGAAUUUUGGGUUUGUUUUUACUUUGAUGUAUGCUGUUUUUUAUGUUUGCUUGGAUAAGAAAGCAGGGCCCUUGGCAGCCUUGCUCUGUUUUCUCUGUUGGGUUGGAGCCAGUUUUCUUGCUGGUGGACUUGGGUUUUCCAGGUCAUGGAAGCUUGUUCUGGCUGCUCAGUUGUUCUGCUGGACUGGACAGUUCAUAGGCCAUGGGAUAUUUGAGAAAAGAGCACCAGCUCUUUCAGACAACUUUGUUCAAGCACUUCUAAUGGGGCCUUACUUUGUGCUGCUUGAGCUUCUUCAAUCAGCCUUUGGCUAUGAACCUUAUCCAGGUUUCCAUGCAAGUGUGAGAAAACAGAUUGAAGCUGAUAUCAGAGAGUGGAAGGCCAAGAACCAAAAGAAACUGAGAUGAAUGCAUUGCUUUAAUUUGAAUUGAUAUUCAUGAAUGUACUGGCUCAAAUGCAACUUGCAUUUUGUCUUGUCAGAUGCUUUGUUUCUUUCUUGGGAUGUCUGCUUUUUUUUUGGGUUGGAUUAUUUCUUUUGGUCGAUCCAGUUCAUCUGCAAAUGUCUACUUUUUUUUGGGUUAGAUUAUUUCUAAUGG